Messenger RNA from Phytomonas sp. Hart1, 972 nucleotides. Lineage: Eukaryota; Euglenozoa; Kinetoplastea; Trypanosomatida; Trypanosomatidae. The record is from the annotation of a GenBank genome assembly.
AUGUGGGUCUCAAAAACGGUCUCUACCUUAGCCUCUGGAGGUUCCCUGACGAGGCUCCCGCCGUGUCGCGAGACGUUCCGCUUUUCCCGUUUUAUGAGCCUUCGCGUCGUGCCGCCCCUGGCUUUGCUCGGGACCCCCUCCCCCUCUUUUACAAGACGCUUCCAAAGCACGCGGGUGAUGAACAGCACAGGGGACCCUGAGCCUUCCUUGUGUCACCCUUCCCCGUCUUCGUCCUCUUCGACAUCCCCGAUGCAACCUCUCUAUAAGUCGUCACACCGCGGGCGUGGCGAGGUCGCGAUGCCGAGGCCGCAAUCGCCUGCCCAACCUUUCAUCAAGCCCCCUGCGGGGCGGGGGAUGCUCCCGACGCGUUCCUCCUGCGCAGAGGACGUCGGACCCGUCCCUGACCGCCCCCUCACCCCUCUCCAGAAAAGACAGCUCCUUUUCAAGGAUAAGGCGGCCUUCGUGCUCACCCCACAGGCCCUUCGGCGUUUGAAGUAUUUAAUCUCACAAUAUCAUCGGCAACAUCCUGGCAAGGGCUCGAAGGAGGCAGAGGAGGGGGAGAGUUGUGGUGGCUCCGAGAAAGCGCCCUCUGGGAUUCGGAUCGGUGUGCGUCGUCGUGGAUGUAGCGGGUAUAGCUAUACCGUAAAUUACUACUUUGACAGCGAGGAUCAUUCUCAUAAUCGUACGGAGGGGGAAGGUAAGAAAGCGUCGGAUUCGUUAACAGCGGCAGGUUUGGGAAGAAUGAAGGGAGGGGCACGUAAUGGAGGACUUUGUGAUGUCACCGUCGAGCAGGAUGGCGUAAAAGUUGUGGUUGAUGGCAAUGCGUUGUUUUAUGUUCUCGGUACGGAGAUGGAUUACGUCGUUCGUAAUGUCGAGGAAAAAUUCACGUUUAAGAAUCCUAAUCAAAAACAUAGUUGUGGGUGUGAGGAAAGCUUUAUGCCAUUCGGCGAGGAAGACCUCAACGACGAUUGA